AAAGAAAGUAAAAGACAGAAAUGCCCCACCAUCAACAAGCUCUCCCUAUUAAUACUUGUAUAUCCCUCCCAUCUACGGAAAAAACAACCAAUCUAUCCAUCUUUGAAGCUAUAGGCUUAGAAGACAAAUAUUUAGAGGAGGGCUCUCUACGAGAGUAUCUCUGCUCCCAGCUGAAAAAACAGAGAGUAUUUUGAAACCAAAUCAUAGCUGCAGGUCAAUUAACACACCUGUGAUCAUUAAUUAAUUAUCUUGACGACCACCGGCCAGCAUCAUCAUCGAUCGAUCAUGUGUAAUCCAAACCCUUCUGUUAAUUCGUCGACCAAGACCGAGAAAGCAGCCCAUCAACAGCCACAAGGUCAUCUCUUUCUGGACCUCUUCUUCUUCUUCUUCUUCUUGUCAGAUGAGCCGCCAAAGCUAGUAGUAAAGCAACUACAACAGCCACCAUCGAGGAGCAGCAGCCCCCCAAUUUGCAUCACAGACGUAGUCAAAGAGACCAAGUCCCUGUUCAAACUGGCCUUCCCCAUACUCAUCACAGCUCUCGUUCUCUACUCCCGCUCAGCCCUCUCCAUGCUGUUCCUCGGCCGCCUCGGCGAUUUAGAACUCGCCUCGGGGUCACUAGCCAUAGCUUUUGCCAACAUCACAGGCUACUCCGUACUCUCCGGCCUAGCCUUGGGUAUGGAGCCGCUGUGUUCCCAAGCCUUCGGAGCACAACGUCCCAAGCUUCUGUCAGUCACUCUCCACCGCGCUGUAAUCUUCCUCGUAGUUUGUUCACUCCCCAUUUCGCUGCUGUGGUACAAUAUCUCGACCAUUCUUUUGUAUCUUCGCCAGGACCCCAACAUCACUAACAUGGCUCACACCUAUCUCAUGUUCUCCCUCCCUGACCUUUUCACCAACUCCCUCAUUCACCCAAUCCGCAUUUACCUUCGCGCCCAGGGCAUCACCCACCCCCUCACCCUCGCCUCCCUCGCCGGAGCGCUCUUCCAUUUCCCCAUGAAUCUUCUGCUCGUCACCAGGCUCCGCCUCGGCGUCGCCGGCGUCGCGGCCGCCUCCGCCGCCUCCAACUUCUUCGUGCUGGUCUGCCUAGUUGCGUACGUCUGGGCGACCAGCCUGCACGUGCCCACGUGGACUGCGCCGAGCCGGGAGUGCUUGACCGGCUGGAAGCCGCUGCUCCGGCUGGCCGCGCCGAGCUGCGUGUCCGUUUGCUUGGAAUGGUGGUGGUACGAGAUCAUGAUCGUCUUGUGUGGCCUCCUGGUGGACCCCAAAGCAACCGUGGCCUCGAUGGGAGUGCUUAUCCAAACGACGUCGUUGAUCUACGUGUUCCCGUCGUCUCUCGGGUUCGCCGUCUCCACCCGGGUCGGCAACGAGCUCGGGGCGAACCGGCCCAACCGGGCCAGGCUAUCCGCUGUGGUCGCCAUUCUCCUGGCCUUCCUCAUGGGCCUAUCCGCCACGACCUUCGCGUCCGGGAUGAGAUCAGGGCUGUGGGGCCGGAUGUUCACCCACGACGCGGAGAUCAUACGGCUGACGUCGGCCGCGCUUCCAAUCCUAGGGCUGUGCGAGCUCGGCAACUGCCCGCAGACGGUCGCGUGUGGUGUACUCAGGGGAAGCGCGCGUCCGACUACCGCAGCCAACGUGAACCUCAGCGCGUUCUAUCUGGUGGGGAUGCCCGUGGCGGUUGGGCUCGGGUUCUGGGUCGGAGUCGGGUUCAAUGGACUCUGGAUCGGGUUGCUGUCGGCCCAGAUUUGUUGUGCCGGGCUGAUGUUGUAUGUUGUUGGGACCACGGACUGGGAUUUCCAGGCGAAGAGGGCCCAGGGGCUAUCGUGCGCCGGGUGCGAUGUGAUAAUACCUCCUCCUUUAACUAGUAGCGGCGAUUAUUCCAAAGGUGAAGAAGAGGAGCCAUUGAUUAUCAUUACAGUGCCUUCUUCUUCUUCUUCUUCUUCUUCCUCUUCCCGAUAAUCCAAAAAUAUCAAGAUGUAAUUUUUGCCACUUGCUAUUUUUAUAUAAAUUAUUUCUCCAUCCUCGAUCGUUUUCGUUUU
Molecule: messenger RNA, 2033 nt
Organism: Rosa rugosa (rugosa rose)
Lineage: Eukaryota; Viridiplantae; Streptophyta; Magnoliopsida; Rosales; Rosaceae
Product: protein DETOXIFICATION 51
Exons: 1
Coding region: 286-1953 (555 amino acids)
Biological process (GO): xenobiotic detoxification by transmembrane export across the plasma membrane
Cellular component (GO): membrane
Molecular function (GO): xenobiotic transmembrane transporter activity; antiporter activity
Source: RefSeq, a predicted model, not a curated record